Puntigrus tetrazona (Sumatra barb) is the source of this 903-nucleotide messenger RNA. RefSeq names its product WAP four-disulfide core domain protein 3-like. Lineage: Eukaryota; Metazoa; Chordata; Actinopteri; Cypriniformes; Cyprinidae. Gene Ontology annotation, cellular component: extracellular region. The coding region runs from base 97 to 903 and encodes 268 amino acids. The transcript is spliced from 5 exons. Gene Ontology annotation, biological process: antibacterial humoral response; innate immune response. The record is from RefSeq and is a predicted model, not a curated record. Gene Ontology annotation, molecular function: peptidase inhibitor activity.
CCUUUGACAGAGGUUUUUUUUUGUCGCUAAAGCACAUCUAACCUAACGCUACUUUAGCGCUUUUGUCCACAGAGUUCACGGUGAUCACAGGUCAGGAUGAGCGCGCGAGCGUACUGCUCGCUCAUUGCAGUUUUAUUGUGUCUCUGCAGAUGUUUGAGCAUAACCGAUGCUACUCGAGGACGCUCCAAAGUGACUGGUUUCUGUCCGGCGAGGCUCACGGUUGUACCGUUCCGUCAAGGAUGUUCAUCUGACAGAGACUGCUCCAGAAAACACAUAUGCUGUCGUUUUGAUCGUGGCCCUGUGUGUGUGCCGCCUGUUUCCACAAAACCAGGAGAGUGUCCACCUGCCAAAAUGUGUGGAAGAAAAUCAUGUACCAGUUCUUGUGGAAGUGACUCUUGCUGUCCAGGCAACGAGAAGUGCUGCAGCAAUGGAUGUGGACAUCACUGUACAGAUCCAUAUAUAGUGAAACCGGGUCAAUGUCCCAGACCAACGAGGAGUCGAGUGUGUGAUGAACGCUGUUUCCAUGAUGGCCAGUGUCCUGCCAGACAGAAGUGUUGCCCAACCACCUGUGGCCGUUCAUGCAGUAAAGCAUUUGGCCAGGGACGUGGGGGAGACCAGGGUGACGGACAGGGACGUGGGGGAGACCAAGGUGACGGACAGGGUGGUGGUGGUUGGGGACGUGGGGGAGACCAAGGUGACGGACAGGGACGUGGGGGAGACCAAGGUGACGGACAGGGUGGGGGCCAGGGUCAAGGUGGGGCCAGGGUCAAGGUGUGGGCCAGGAGGGGGCCAGGGCCAGGAGGGGGCCAGGGAGGCCAGGGCCAGGGUCAAGGUGGCGGCCAGGGAAGGGGCCAGGGUCAAGGUGGAGGACAGGGACAGGGUGGCAGCCGGGGAGGUAAAUAA